Molecule: messenger RNA, 9743 nt
Organism: Cyclopterus lumpus (lumpfish)
Lineage: Eukaryota; Metazoa; Chordata; Actinopteri; Perciformes; Cyclopteridae
Gene: myh14
Product: myosin, heavy chain 14, non-muscle
Exons: 45
Coding region: 196-6306 (2036 amino acids)
Cellular component (GO): myosin complex
Molecular function (GO): cytoskeletal motor activity; ATP binding; actin filament binding
Source: RefSeq, a predicted model, not a curated record
UCCGUUUUAUUCUCCUCGAGAAGUGUGAGUGCGGCUCGGGCGACAGAGCGGUGCAAUGAUAAAAGCCGCAUAUGCGGUAGGCUACACACCUAUCAGGCAGGAAAAUACCCACGAAACACCCUCAACCCGGCUCUCCUCGCGCCACAGCCUUAUCCACGACUCAGACCGGAGCCUGAAGUGCCAGUAGAACGAGCCAUGUCCAAGCCAACGGGGGGCGGUGUCAACGAUGUCACCCACUUCCUGGCAUCAGGGGGGGCACCAGGGUCUCCCACCUCCAAUCCUAUGUUCUCCGGCGCCAGCCAGGCCGACUGGGCGGCUAAAAGGCUGGUGUGGGUGCCGUCAGACAAGCAUGGCUUUGAGUCGGCCAGCAUUCGGGAGGAGCGCGGUGAUGAGGUGGAGGUUGAGCUGACAGACAGCCAGAGGAAGGUCACUCUCUCCAGGGAGGAGGUGCAGCGGAUGAACCCCCCGCACUUCAGCAAAGUGGAGGACAUGGCCGACCUAACCUGCCUCAACGAAGCCUCUGUGCUGCACAACCUGAGAGAGAGAUACUACUCAGGCUUGAUUUAUACAUAUUCAGGGCUGUUCUGCGUGGUGGUGAACCCUUACAAGAACCUGCCCAUCUACACAGAGUCCAUCGUGGAGAUGUACCGGGGCAAGAAACGCCACGAGAUGCCCCCCCACAUCUACGCCAUAUCAGAGGCCGCCUAUCGCAGCAUGCUACAAGACAGAGAAGACCAGGCAAUCCUCUGCACAGGCGAGUCUGGAGCUGGGAAAACAGAGAACACAAAGAAAGUCAUCCAGUAUUUGGCUCAUGUUGCCUCCUCCCAUAAGGGUGGCACUUUGGGUAGGAACAAGGAAGCUAUACAGAUGGACGGCUCUAAAUCCUUAACAAGAGGUAGUUCUUUGGGGAACAAGAGUAUGCAAUAUGGCGAGCUAGAGAAACAGCUCCUGCAGGCCAACCCCAUCCUGGAGGCCUUCGGCAACGCAAAGACUGUCAAGAAUGACAACUCCUCUAGAUUUGGUAAAUUCAUCCGCAUUAAUUUUGAUGUGGCGGGCUACAUUGUUGGUGCUAACAUCGAGACCUACCUCCUUGAAAAGUCCCGCGCCACCCGUCAGGCCAAAGAUGAGAGGACGUUCCACAUUUUUUACCAGAUGCUGUGUGGAACUUCAGACGAGACAAAAGCGGACCUGCUCUUGGGAACUGCUGAUGAGUACCGCUUUCUCAGUGGGGGCUCCAUCCCUGUUGCUGGUCAGAGCGAUUCAGAGAACUUCACCCAGACCAUGGACUCCAUGGUUAUUAUGGGCUUCACCCCGGAGGAGUCGAUCUCCAUGCUUAAGGUGAUCUCUGCUGUGCUCCAGUUUGGGAACAUUUCCUUCAUGAAGGAGAAGAAUCAUGACCAAGCCUCAAUGCCUGAUAACACAGCUGCUCAGAAACUGUGCCAUCUGCUGGGCAUCAACGUGCUGGAGUUCACCCGGGCCAUCCUCAACCCUAGAAUCAAAGUGGGUCGAGAGUAUGUUCAGAAAGCGCAGACGAAAGAACAGGCUGACUUUGCUGUGGAGGCCCUGGCUAAGGCCACAUAUGAGCGCCUGUUCAGAUGGCUGGUCCACAGGAUCAACAGAGCUCUGGACCGCCGACAGAGACAGGGAGCCUCCUUCAUAGGCAUUCUUGAUAUCGCUGGAUUUGAGAUCUUUCAGCUGAACUCAUUUGAGCAGCUGUGUAUCAACUACACAAACGAAAAGCUGCAGCAGCUCUUCAACCACACCAUGUUCAUCUUGGAGCAGGAGGAGUACCAGCGGGAGGGCAUCGAGUGGAACUUCAUCGACUUUGGCCUGGACUUGCAGCCCUGCAUUGACCUCAUCGAGAGACCAGCCCACCCGCCUGGUGUUCUGGCCCUGUUGGACGAGGAGUGCUGGUUCCCGCGGGCGACGGACCGCUCGUUUGUGGAGAAGCUGUCUGCUGAACAAGGCAGCCAUCCAAAGUUCUUCAAACCAAAGCAGCCACGCGGGGAAGCUGACUUCUCCAUCAUUCACUAUGCUGGCAAGGUGGACUACAAGGCACAUAAUUGGUUAGUGAAGAACAUGGAUCCUCUGAAUGACAACGUGGCGUCUCUUGUCCACCAGUCGUCUGAUCAUUUUGUCUCAGAGCUUUGGAAGGAGGUGGACAGGAUUGUGGGUCUGGACCAGGUGUCCUCAGGAGAGAACAGCGGGCCGGUCAAUUUCGGAGCGUCGGGGCUAAAGACGAAGAAGGGAAUGUUCAGGACCGUUGGUCAGCUUUACAAGGAGUCGCUCACGAAGCUGAUGGCCACGCUGAGGAACACUAACCCCAACUUCCUUCGCUGCAUCAUCCCCAACCACGAGAAGAGGGCCGGUAAACUGUCUCCCAAUCUGGUUUUGGACCAACUGAGGUGUAAUGGAGUUCUGGAGGGGAUCCGUAUCUGCAGACAAGGCUUCCCUAACCGCAUCCCAUUCCAGGAGUUCAGACAAAGAUAUGAGAUCCUGACUCCGAAUGCGAUUCCUCGCACCUUCAUGGAUGGCAAACAGGCAUCCGAACUCAUGAUCAGAGCUUUGGAGCUGGAUCACAACCUGUUCAGAGUGGGUCAGAGUAAAGUCUUCUUCAGAGCUGGAGUCCUGGCUCAUCUGGAAGAGGAAAGAGACCUAAAGAUCACCGACACCAUCAUACGCUUCCAGAGCGCCUCCAGAGGCUAUCUCGCACGCAAAUCCUUCAUAAAGAAGCAGCAGCAGCUGAGCGCACUGAGGGUCAUGCAGAGGAACUGCUCUGCUUACCUCAAACUCCGUAACUGGCAGUGGUGGCGGCUGUUCACCAAGGUGAAGCCCCUGCUGCAAGUGACCCGCCAAGACGAGGAGAUCCAGGUUAGAGAGAGCGAGCUCCAGAAGGCCAAGGACAAUCUCACCCAAGUGGAGCAGGACUACACAGACCUGGAUAAGAAACAUGCUCAGCUAAUAGAGGAGAAGUCGGUGCUGGCUGACCAGCUGCAGGCGGAGGCGGAGCUGUUUGCGGAGGCAGAGGAGAUGAGGGCCAGGUUGGCAAGUCGGAAACAGGAGCUGGAGGAGGUGAUUGGUGAGCUGGAGAGUCGAUUGGAGGAAGAGGACGAGAGAGCCGUGCAAUUCACCAAUGAGAAGAAGAGGAUGCAGCAGAAUGUUCAGGACCUGGAGGAGCAGUUAGAGGAGGAGGAAAGUGCCCGACAGCGCCUCAUGCUGGAAAAGGUUACAUUGGAGACCAAAGUGAAAAGUCUGGAAACCGACUUGCUGAAUGCAGGGGAGCAGAGAGACCGACUCAGCAAGGAGAAGAAACAGCUGGAGGAGCGUAUGAGCGAAGUGACGGAUCAGCUCACCGAGGAAGAAGAGAAAACCAAAAGUCUGAACAAACUCAAGAACAAACAGGAGGCUGUCAUGGCUGACCUAGAGGAGCGCCUAAAGCGUGAGGAGCAGGGGCGCUUGGAGCAGGAGAAGUGGAGAAGGAGGAUGGAGAACGACUCGGUGGAUGCCCAGGAGCAGCUGUCAGACCUGGGGAUGCUCUCUGCCGAGCUGAGGGGCAGUCUGGCUCAGAAAGAGAAGGAAAUCACCAUCCUCCAGGGCCGGUUGGAGGAAGAAGGAGCACGUCGCGCAGAAGCUCAGAGGGCGCUGAGGGAGGCCAUGUCACAGGUGUCUGAGCUGAAGGAGGAAGUGGAGAAUGAACGAGGGAUGAGGGAAAGGGCAGAGAAACAGAGGCGAGACCUAGGGGAGGAGCUUGAGGCUUUGAGAACUGAGCUGGAGGACACUCUGGACACCACAGCUGCGCAGCAGGAGCUAAGGUCUCGUAGGGAAACAGAGUUAAAUGAUCUCCAGCGGUGUGUUGAAGAGGCGACUCGCCACCACGAGGCCCAGCUAUCAGAACUCAGAGUCAAACACAGCGCUGCUAUAGACAGCAACCAGGAACAGCUGGACAAUAGCAAGAGAGCACGUCAGUCCCUGGAGAAGGCCAAGGCAGUGCUGGAGGAAGAGAGGCAGAAUUUGAGCGCUGAGCUCAAGAGUCUCCAAGUGAGCCGCACGGAGAGCGAGAGAGGCCGCAAGAGGGCCGAGGGUCAGCUGCAGGAGUUCAGCGCCCGACUGGCUCAGGCUGACAGAGAGCGGGAGGAUAGAGAAGAGCGAGUGCACAAGCUACAGUGUGAAAUUGAGAAUCUUUCCACCAAUGUGUCCUCCUCUGACACCAAAACCCUUCGGCUCACUAAAGAGGUCAGCAGUCUGGAGAGCCAGCUGCACGAUGCAAAGGAACUGCUGCAGGAUGAAACUCGUCAAAAGAUGUCUCUGGGCUUGAGGGUACGAACGCUGGAGGAGGAGAAGAAUGUACUAAUGGAAAGACUGGAUGAGGAGGAGGAGAGAGAAAAAGAGAUGGCCCGGCAGAUCCAGACUCAUACCCAGCAGCUGGCAGAGCUUCGUAAGCAGUCAGAGGACGUGAACAUUGCGGUUGAAUCCGGAGAGGAGACACGCAGGAAACUCCAGAGAGAGCUUGACAGCACCGUCCAGAGUGCGCGACAGAAGGAGGAGGAGAAGGAUCGCGUAGAGAGGCAGAGGGAGCGACUGAGGGAGGAGAUAGAGGACAUGACACUUGCCCUGCAGAGAGAGAGACAGAACUGCACGGCCCUGGAGAAGAGGCAGAAGAAGUUUGACCAGUUACUGGCAGAGGAGAAGGCGGUGAGCGCUCGGCUGGCAGAGGAAAAGGACAGAGCAGAAGCAGACAGUCGAGAGAAGGAGACAAGACAUCUGUCUCUUUCUCGAGCCCUGCAGGAGGCCCAGGAUCAGAGGGAAGAGCUAGAGAGAGCCAACAAGCAGCUCCGUUUGGAAAUGGAACAGCUUGUAAACCAGCAGGACGACGUCGGCAAGAGUGUCCAUGAGCUGGAACGCACUCGCAGGACCUUAGAUACAGAAGCCCAGAACCUGCGGGUCCAGACGCAGGAGCUGGAGGAGGAGCUGACGGAGGCGGAGAAUUCAAGGCUGAGGCUGGAGGUCACCCUGCAGGCACUCAAGGCUCAAUUUGAGAGGGAGCUAAGCACCAGCGAGGAGAAGGGAGAGGAGAAGAGGAGGGCGCUCAGCAAACAGGUGAAGGAGUUGGAGAUCCAGCUGGAGGAGGAGAGGAGUCAGCGGUCUCAGGCUGUGUCGUCCAAGAAGCAGCUGGAAGCUGAACUACAGGACGCCGAGUCCCAGGUGGAGACCACCGGCCGCGGAAAAGAGGAGGCUGUGAAGCAGCUCCGCAGGCUGCAGGGUCAAUUGAAGGAAGUUCUGCGCGAGCUAGAUGAAAGUAGGUUGGCUCGGGAUGAGGUGAUCUCACAGUCGAAAGACAACGAAAAGAAGAUCCAAACUCUGGAAGCUGAAGUCCUGCAAUACACUGAAGAGCUUGCUGUAUCAGAGAGGCAGAAGAGACAGGCUCAGCAGGAGAGAGACGAGUUGGCCGAUGAGAUGGUCAACAGCAGUUCAGGAAAGACCGCAAUGUUUGAAGAGAAAAGGAGGUUGGACUCACGAGUCAGUCAGCUGGAGGAGGAGCUGGAGGAGGAGCAGAGUAACUCUGAACUGCUGGCGGAAAGACAAAGGAAGGCUGCUCUCCAGGUGGAGACUAUGACCGUGCAGCUGCAGGGAGAGAGGACGUUGGCCCAAAAGGCAGAAGCGGCUCGGGAGCAUUUGGAGAGACAGAACAAGGAUCUGAAGACCCGACUGGGGGAGCUGGAGGGAGCAGUGAGGGGCAAGCACAGGCUCAGCGUCGCCGCCCUGGAGGCCAAGAUAGAUUCGAUGGAGGAGCAGCUGGAACAGGAGCGACAGGAACGAGCCAUUGCCAACAAACUGAUGCGGAAGACAGAGAAGAAACUGAAGGAGGUGAUGAUGCAGGGAGAAGACGAGAGAAGACACGCAGACCAGUACAGAGAACAGCUGGAUAAAUCCAUGGUCCGCCUGAAGCAGCUGAAGAGGCAGCUGGAGGAGGUGGAGGAGGACAACUCUCGCUCCAACGCCCAGAAGAGGAAGCUGCAGAGAGAGCUGGAGGAGCUCACCGACAACAGUCAGAGCAAUGCAAGAGAAAUAACCACUCUCCGUAGCCAGCUCAGCAUCCCUGAAUGGAAGACCGAUCAGCGUGCUGCGUUGCCCCUGGCGCUGCGUGGACGCAGAGCGCUGAUCGACGACCUCUCGUUGGAGAACUCUGACUCGGAGGAGCCCCCUGCCUCGCCGACCCCUUCCUCUGGACUCCCAGGGACCCCGACUCCCUCCUCUGAACACAGCCUGGACCCUCCGCCGCCAUACAGCGUCAACAACACAGAGUGACGCACACAUAGACUCCGUUACAAACAUAACGCACACACAAAAAUACACAGUCAGACAUCGACCUCUCACAGGGGUGAGGGCGUAACGUGCACACAGCGCAUAACAACAGUGCAUUUAAGAUGAAUACAUCAGGCGCUAUAACUGGAAAACAACCUCAUUGCAAAAAAAAGAAAAAAGUGUAAAAAUUAGAUUUUACAAAGAGGCAACUGGAAUUAAUUCUUAUUUUGUAACAAACUGUGACAUAAAUAAUGACAUUACAAAGACUGGAACAUUUCUACAAUACUCCUCUGCAGUGCAUUUCUGAUAAACUAAACUACAUUUCCCAGAGGUCUGAGGGGAAAGUGAAUUAUUAUCAACUAAUUUCAUGAUGCUGUACAGUAAUUAGAGGGCAGAAAACAAUGUGGUGGGCACGUCUUUUACAUUAGGAAGUAUUUAAAAGCUAAAGCGAAGCCAUGUUUACCCCUUUGAUGAGGAAUAUAUAUAUUCUUCAUAAAGGGCUGCUGGAGGGUGAAAAUAAAUAUUUCUGAGAAAUGUUGAGUCAAUCUGUUACAUAAAGCAGUCAACAAGAUAAGUCAAAUACACACAUGGAACAAUGUGCAUUCUCAUAUUUUCAGUCAGAGAAAGUAAACUGGCAAACAGAAAAGUAAAAUCAAUAUCGCUGAAUUAACAAAAGAGGAAUGGCAAUUAGUAACCAAUAUUUAAUUACACUUUUUAUUGUAAAUGUUUGAUCAGAAACUGGGAAGCAUUACACAAACUUCCAUAAUAUAUUAUAUAAUUUUCAUAUAAUUUGACAGAAUUGUGGAGAGACAAACAUUUGACCAUAAAAAGCAGCGUACAUGCAGUGAAGCUGUUCUGGAUUUCUGUAGAUUUUUAAAAAAAAAGUAUGUUGUUAGACAAAGCGAUAGGUAGUAUUAGAUAGUUUCUUUAACUAAAGUCUUAACAUAUUGCUUCAGAAAUUUGAAUUUGUAUAAUUUAUAUCCGAUGGGAAAUUAUUGAUCCCUGUUUUGUUUUUUUCUUCUGGUUAUUCUGGUCCGUUCUGGUCCUGCUGGUGCGGAUGUCGGCCUGAACUGGUCGGUCAGUGUUGCAGCGUCGGGUCUCAGAGGUGAAUUUGCAUGGAAGAUCUUUCUGGUGGAAAACUGGUUUUACUGGUUCCUUGCUGGAGUAGAAAAGGAUGGUCUACCACAGCAACAUAACUAGAACAAAAUCCUAGAGAACUUUAUUAAUUUAUCUUUUCAUCCAAAGCAGAAUUAAUUGCGACAAUUGAUUAUUUGUGGGGGGGGUGUUGUUUUAGACAAGCAUAUUGUACAUUGUAAUUUUGAUUUUUACUGAUUAUCUGUGUAAAUUAUUGAUCAAACAAAGCUUUUGUGUUUAACCAAAUGGUGGGCGUAUGGAUGAGAAAAAGGGACUUAAAUAAGUAGUCACGGUAGAGUAGCUGUAGAAUAGAUGACCGGAGUAGAGGAUGGUGAGGUUUUCUAUUUUCCUCAGUAGAAUAAACGCCAUCACGGCUCCCAGUUCCUGUGUAAAAUAACUCGAGACUCAAAGCAUUCUCAGAUACUAGUAGUAGUAGAUAAGAAAUUACAAUGGAGACACAGGAAUUAAUUUUCACGAAGCUAAUGGCAAAUUUUCAUUAUUUAAAUUUUUUACCCAAACUAGCGACUCAAAAUGACAUGCGUGUGAGGCGUCGACCAAACACGAGCAGCUCGAUGACCUUGCUGUGAAAGCAACAAUGGUUUUGUGAAACCUGGUUUCAAAUGUGUUUUUCUUUUGGUGAUACAUCUCUGUUUUGCUCAGCAUGUUUUAUUUAUUGUUUAACAGACAUUUUACCAGGUCUUUAUUUUUUUUUUUAUAUAUAUAUAUAUAUUUUUUGUUCAUGACCGUCUUCAGCACCUAUUUGCCUGUCAUAACUUUAAGGCUGUCCAGGAAAUCAAUGUGAUAUCUAGAUUUUGAUGUAGACACAAAUAUCAAUGUUUUAAAGAAGUAGUGAAACAUUUUGGGAGAUGUGCUUAUCCGCUUUCUUGUGGAGAGUUUAUGGUGCAAACGUCAUGUCCUGUACGGUAAAUAUGAAGGUACAGUCAGCCGUUAGUUAGCUUAGCAUAACGACUAGAACCAAUCAACUUGCGAGCAUCUCUAAAGCUCACUAAAUUACACUUUUAUACAUAUGUUCAAAAACAAAGAAAUUUAAUUUUUAAAGAUGCCGACAGGAAGUCCCUGCCAGGCUAAGAAAUAACCGCUUAACACUUUUUUUUCCCUACAGAUAAAACAAGCAAGAUCCAAUAUGUAGACUCAUGAGCUUUAGAGAUGUUGGUAGUUAUUUUGUUGACUGUUUCCAGUCUUUGUGCUAAGCUAAGCUAAAGGUCUUUUAGCUUUAUUGCGUCAUAUUUACAGACAUGAGAAUGAUUUUCAUCUUUCCUCACUUGACGUCCAAAAUGUAGAUCUAUCUCUUUAAAUUAUGAAGAUUGUCACUGAAGCUUUAACUUUCAAUUGGAACUAAAAGAAGAUAAAGAUAAUUCACAAAUGUUGCCCUGAAUGUUUUCUUUGUAUUCUGGUUAUAUAUAAUGUAUACUAGACGGCAAAGGAUUAAUGAUCCUGCUGGUGUUUACCGAUGAUUGCGGUUGAUUACGCACAGAACCGGUUAUUUUUGGUAAUCGGUUCAUCACUGCUGCCUCCCCCCUCCGUCUGUUUAAAUUGAACAGGUGUGUAUUUUAAGGAAACGGCAAUGCAAAUCUAACUUCUGCUAAAUGAGAUCAGUGAGCGCGUGUCCCGUAUCAUGACGCGUGUUGAGCUUUGUCGGGUUCACCAUGAAUCACGGUGAAGAGAGAUCAAGAAAGAGUUUGACUACUAGCGACAUAUAUUUAAUGCUCUAUUGAAGGGUUUUAUCUUUCUUUCUUUUUUCUGUAUGUACAAUUAUUUUUAUUUUAGCGAUGUGCAUCUGAUUUAGUUUGACACUGUGUUUUUUUGUUUGUUUUUUUGAUAUUGUGUAAACGCUGCACUUUACACAUUACUACUGGAGAUAUAAAAAAGAGCCGACAUUGUCAGUACAUCACGGCUGCUCUGUCAGGUUGUAAUUUAUCUCAAGGAGGUCGACAUUUAAGCCAAAUGAGCUGACACGAUCUGUCACUCCGAACUGUUAAAUGUUGUAUUCUCAGAGUGUCGUAUCAACGUAUCAACGUGGCGACUUUGUUCUCGCCUUGAUGGACCAAAAUCUGAAGCCACGAGGUUUGAACUGCUGGAUCGAGAUCACUUCUGAUUAGAGACGAGGCUGGUGCUUCUCUACGGUGUUACUUUUCACUUUUUGUUUCUUUAUGGCUACUGUGGAACUUGAAACAUUUUGGAAAAAAUGUUGUUUAUUGUUUUAGCCUCUUUUUGUUAAUGAUGCUGUAAUUAUAAAACAUCUGACUGGGGUUAACUUUAAUAUAUGUCGUUGGUUUUGAUCUUUG